ACUAGCCCACCACGUGUGCUCGGUUAGUACAGCGUGGUCCCAGAGCAGAACAUCCGGCUGCAGAGAAAGAGAGACAGGCAGGUCCCUGAUAAAUAAGUUUCUGCGUUUUAGGACAGGAUGUCUUUCCGAGGAGGCGGUGGAAGGGGAGGUGGCUUCAGCAGAGGUGGAUUUGGAGGCCGAGGUGGAUUUGGAGGCCGAGGUGGAUUUGGAGGCAGAGGAGGCGGCUAUGGAGGACGGGGGGGUGGUGGUGGUGGGGGCCGUGGAGGCUUCAGACAGGACUAUGGGCCUCCAGAGUAUGUAGUGGGAUUAGGCGAGUUCAUGCACCCCUGUGAAGAUGACAUUGUGUGCAAGUGCACUGCAGAAGAGAACAAAGUUCCUUACUUCAAUGCUCCAGUUUAUUUGGAAAAUAAGGAACAGAUCGGAAAGGUGGACGAAAUAUUUGGACAGCUCCGGGGUUUUUACUUUUCGGUCAAACUCUCAGAAAAUAUGAAGGCAUCUUCAUUCAACAAAUUACAGAAGUUCUAUAUAGACCCAGCGAAGUUGCUUCCCCUGCAGCGGUUCCUGCCUAGACCGCCGGGUGAGAAGGGUCCUCCGAGAGGCAGGGGGAGGGGUGGCAGAGGAGGCCGAGGAGACUGGGGUGGAGGAGGACGAGGGGGUCGUGGAGGUGGUUUCCGCGGUGGCCGAGGCGGCGGUGGUGGAGGAGGCUUUAGAGGAGGCUUUAGAGGAGGAAGAGGUGGAGGUGGCAGCCGAGGUUUCAGAGGUGGAAGAUGAUGAGAACAGGAAGUGAGACCUGCACUGACAUGGUUCCAGUUUCUGCAGCAACUGUUUGGCAUCAAAGAGGCUGCAGCUAAUCUGUUGUUUUGUUCAUAUUUAAGAGAAAGUGCUUUUAUGAUAGAGACCGUGACGAGUACUUGCACUGUUUUAAACUGCUUGUUACUUUCACAUUUUGUAUGAACAUUCCAAUCAGGGAUGCCUGUGUAAUUAAAUUAAUUAAUUCAGAUUUUUUGGUUGUAGCCUACUUUUUAAAAAUGUAUUUUUAAUUAAAACCUUUCUUCAUAUCACAGUGUGUGAGAUGUUGGCACGUACUAUUUCACUUCCCAUUUUAGUCAGGCAUUGUAUAUAACUGUUUUUUCAAGAUACUUUCUGAAGUAACUAUUGCCUGGAAUUAUAUUGGCAAAAUGUACUGUUUGUACUGUGCUGGAAUUUAAUACAAUAAACCCACCCAUUUAAGUUAUUUCUUGAAGUAGUAAUUUUAACCCCAUAGGUACUUAUGACACACUUCCUUUUUCUGGAUAACUGCUUAUACAACUGUUGUGGAACUUGGUAUAUUAAUAUUUAGCAUAAGUAAUUGAGAGUAUCCCAUCAUAUUCAUAUAUCCAUCCAUCUGUAGGUUACAUUUUUGUUUGUCAUGGAACUUGGUAUUAACAUUUUAGUUUGUUAUUGAGAAUACAAAAUUCUUGAUCUAGGGGAGUGUCUGUCUGGUGGUACAUCCGUCCAUCUAUAUGUCACACUUAAAUUUGUUGCAUGUAUCUGCGUAACCACUAAUUCAACUCAUUAAACUUUAAGCGUCCUUGUAAAGUGAAGUUUGUCAACCUGCUGUCGCUACACUUAAUGAAGUUUAGAAAUUAGGUUUGGGAAGAAAGGCCUGUCCCCUACACACAUUACGUCAUCCAAUUCUGGCCUAUCAGAAAUCGACUGGGAACUAACCCUUAUGUUGUGUUUGAUGUAUUCGUAUCCCUUCACCUCCCCAACUACACCCUGUAACUACCACAUGGUAGUAUUAGGGGAGUCUGUUGCCACUUCCAGCAGGUCUGGUUUAAGGCGCAUGUUCAUUUUUUAUGUUACAUAAUCGUCAAUAAAAUAUAAAUUGAUA
Polyodon spathula (Mississippi paddlefish) is the source of this 1873-nucleotide messenger RNA. Its product is annotated as H/ACA ribonucleoprotein complex subunit 1-like. Gene Ontology annotation, molecular function: box H/ACA snoRNA binding. Gene Ontology annotation, cellular component: box H/ACA snoRNP complex. Gene Ontology annotation, biological process: snoRNA guided rRNA pseudouridine synthesis; ribosome biogenesis. The record is from RefSeq and is a predicted model, not a curated record. The transcript has 7 exons. Bases 118 to 771 code for a protein of 217 amino acids. Lineage: Eukaryota; Metazoa; Chordata; Actinopteri; Acipenseriformes; Polyodontidae.